Messenger RNA from Daldinia decipiens, 922 nucleotides. Its product is annotated as DUF866-domain-containing protein. Gene Ontology annotation, molecular function: zinc ion binding. NCBI's taxonomy places the organism in Eukaryota, Fungi, Ascomycota, Sordariomycetes, Xylariales, Hypoxylaceae. The record is from RefSeq and is a predicted model, not a curated record. The coding region runs from base 133 to 615 and encodes 160 amino acids. The transcript has 5 exons.
GGUUACACCCCGAUUAAAACGAUACUUAAUAUAUGUAUUACUUUUGAAAUAUUGGAACAGUGAGGCUCAAUCGACCCUCAUCUAAUACACGCAGUACAAAACUCGGAAAUAAGGAAAGAGGAUCCAAUCACGAUGUAUGCGCUCACGUUAACAGCGGAAUUAAACGGGGUUACCGACCUCCGACCCAAGGAUACCGCUGAAAGUCCGUUCUGGUAUACCUUCACGGUCCAGUGCACCUCGUGUCGGGAGACACAUGGAAAACCGGUCGCGGUCAGCAGAUUUGAGACCAACGAGUUGAGCGGAAGCAGAGGAGAGGCGAACUUCGUAUGGAAGUGCAAGAAUUGCAAGCGAGAGUCUUCUUGCUCGAUCAAGACGGCGCCUAAGCCCUAUGCGCAGGGCGAGCCGCCUAAGCAGCAGUCCAUCAUCGAGUUCGACUGCCGCGGGUUGGAGUUUACGGAUUUCAGUCCCGAGGGAGAAUGGUUGGCAGAUGGCAUCGAGUCGAAUACUAAGUUCGAGGGGGUUGAGCUGCAGGAUGGCGAGUGGUAUGAGUACGAUGAGAAGGCCGGGGAUGAAGUUAGUGUUAAGGAUUUGAAGUGGGAGAUCAAGAGAGCUUGAGAGGGGUUGUUGUUGUUGUUGUUGUUCUAGAUAUGUAGGUUGAGUCUUAGAUACCUACCUAUAUGAAGUUGAAGUUGAAGUUGAAGUUGCAGUCGACCAUUCACAAGGGAGGGAGGUAUAUGCAAUUCCGACUCUUAUGUUGUAAGUCGUCGAAAACCCAUAGUUACAAGGCAUCUUUCUUUAUCUUAUCAUCUUCAAGAUGGAGUGCGGGGCACAAAUACUGCGUACCCCGAUAUAUAAAUACUCACUCUCUUAACUACAACUACCCCCAUUAAUCAAUCAAACUGGAGUUUAAGCAUUAAACAAA